CGGCGGCCCCCGCUCCCUGACCGCACGUGCCGCACCCGCCCUCCGGCACUGGAGCGCCCCGCGCUGCGCGGACCAAGCCCGACGUGACCCCACCUGACCUGACCUGAGCGGACCGGACCUGAGGCGACCAAAGCUGGCCGGAGCGCACGGCGCGUGGCCGGCCGCCCCAGGACCCGGCCCGGCUCGGCGGGGCAUGGUGUCGACACUGGGCGGCGUGGUGUUUCAGAUGAGCUCGACGCCGCUGCUGAGCCUCGCCAAGAUAUCGUCUCCGUGGAACCCGACGGCGCCCGGGCCGCAGCCGCCGGCGCCGCCCGCCGGCACGGCCACGCCCACGGUCGCCGGCCACGCCAUGAGCCUGCCCGACACGCCCACCAACGGCCUGGCCAAGGAGGACCACCUCAAGCUGGCCGGCGACACCGGCAGCGUCACCUCGGAGGUCAGUGGUCGGUCCAGUGUCGGAGCGACGCCCUCAGCUGAGGCGGCCACGCUGGGGUCAAUCCGUGCUCCCUGUUUCCGUCCCGCCGUCUCGAAAAAACGCCUGCUCAGGGGUAACGUGCCAUUGCAAUGGAGAUGAAGUGAUCUGGCGAAGAAGCCGAAAGAAAUGCGCCCUUGGUGUUCUUAGCAAUCGUAGCGAUUAUCUUGGCUCGCAGUAAUCACACAGUCCCGCGCGGCGGUAGCGGGACUGCCCAGCGACAAUUUUUGUCAAUAGGAUAAUUGCCGUCUGUCUGGGCGCGGGCCACUUCCCUUUCGCGUCGCGGCGCGAAAAAUUAAGAUUGUGAAUGCCUGAUAUAGAUCUUGCUCGGUCACGCCGCCACCUGUCUUCGGAAUGAAGCCAAAGUACGGUAUUCUGCAGUGAUGGUCACGCAACAGCUUGCCGUUGCCAGCUCGGGCCGAUCCGCCACCUGCCUUGGCGUGGGAAAGCACGCCCAUCGCUGAUUCCGUGCCUGGCGUGCUGGAUCGGAGAUUCAGGGCCGGGGCGGUGCCUGAUCUGCAAUCUUCAUCUCGUCAUUUGUUAAUAGGUAGCUGAUGCUGCGGUCGGCCGGUCAUGUCGGGUCAAAUGAGGGUCAUGUCGGGUCAAACGAGGGUCA
Pollicipes pollicipes is the source of this 1088-nucleotide messenger RNA. RefSeq lists its product as uncharacterized. The record is from RefSeq and is a predicted model, not a curated record. Lineage: Eukaryota; Metazoa; Arthropoda; Thecostraca; Pollicipedomorpha; Pollicipedidae. The coding region runs from base 194 to 574 and encodes 126 amino acids. The transcript has 2 exons.